Salmo salar (Atlantic salmon) is the source of this 1394-nucleotide messenger RNA. NCBI's taxonomy places the organism in Eukaryota, Metazoa, Chordata, Actinopteri, Salmoniformes, Salmonidae. The record is from RefSeq and is a predicted model, not a curated record.
AAAAAUAAAUAAAAAUGCCAGUACAUUUCAAGGGCAUCAGUGAGUACAAGAAGAAAUUUAAACACCGGGUAGCGCGCUCCAGAAGCGCCUCUCCUCAGCGACGGAUGCCCUUAGCUGGACUUCGAUCUGACCAGAUGGGUAUCAGUCGAGAGCCUCAGUUUCUGUCCAAGAGGAAGGUGCCCUCCUCCCACACGCUCCAGGGAUCCAGCUCCUUCCAAUGGAACCCCACCACCACACAGCCCCCACAGAGACGGGAUGAGACCCCCAGACCUGGUACCUCUCCCCUGGCUCCUACCCCAGAGAGAGUCCACACCCCUCUGGCCCCUAGGGGUCCCCCUCCUCCAGGGGACCCCCAACGAGGCCCGACCACUCUUCAGGGCCAGACCAAUAACCGGAGCCCCCUGGCUACUGUAGAGAGACAGGACCAAGCUUUCAAUGGGGUUGACCAUGUGUUGAGGAGGAAGGCAGGGCUGAAGUCGUCUGGACAGAGGACUGGAUUACAGAACUCAGAGUACAGGAAACAGUUUCCGUGGAAGACACCUGUAGCUGGCCACGCCUCCCCACUGCUGGCUGCAGAACAGAUGCUGUACACCAGCCACCGGUCCAUCCCUCCCUUCAAGUCUAACCCGGUGGUGGUGUUGGAGAGUGAGUACAGCAGGAACUUUAAAGCUUCUCCUCCUCCCAGAGGACCACGGCUACGCAGCGAUGUAGACGGGGACCAGGUACCUCUGUUCCAGAGAGAGAAUGUUUCACCUGAGAAAGCAUCAAAGAGCAAGCGUAAGAAGAAGAGGGAAGAGAGAGAGAGAAAGUCCAGCAUCGUAGAGGAGAACAUUCCAGUUCCACAGCCUCAGGAGCAGCAGGCGGACCAGGAAGUGAAGUCACAGAGCCCCCAGAAGGCACAUCUUCCCCACAGAAAGGUGAAAUCAGAGUAUAACGCCAACUUCCGCUCUCCGCUGAACUACAUAUAUAAGGACGGAGCCUGGGUCAAGGCUACCACGGUAGGAGAGGAGGGGCGUGACAGUCAGCAUAGUCACGUUUGGUAUCACGAGGUGCAAGAGCUUCGUAAGAAGGCAGAGGCCUACAGACAGAGGGCGUGGGGGACCCAUUUCUCCCGCCUCCACCUCAACCAGAUCCUGUCAGACCAGAACCAGCUGUGGGAGGCCUCCACCCCUUCCUCCUCUAACCUCAGCUCUGGGACAGGUUCAGGGGACCGGGAGGAAGACAGCAGCAGGAGCCCUACCCCCAGGGUUGACAGUAGCUCCAGCUCCGUAGCCGGACCCCCCCUCACCCCUGUGUCCAGUAGAAGGAGCUCCCCCGGGUGGCUGGGAACACAGCAGGCCCCCCUGGUCACCCUAACCCUGGAGCCCUUACCCUACCUGUUCAGAGGAGACUAG